Gastrolobium bilobum is the source of this 291-nucleotide messenger RNA. Its product is annotated as MDIS1-interacting receptor like kinase 2-like. The record is from RefSeq and is a predicted model, not a curated record. Gene Ontology annotation, molecular function: ATP binding; protein kinase activity. The transcript has a single exon. Bases 1 to 291 code for a protein of 96 amino acids. Lineage: Eukaryota; Viridiplantae; Streptophyta; Magnoliopsida; Fabales; Fabaceae. Gene Ontology annotation, biological process: protein phosphorylation.
AUGGAAGUAAAUGAGAAAUGUGAUAUGUAUAGCUUUGGAGUAUUAGCAUUGGAAAUACUCUUUGGAAAGCAGCCCAGUGAUGUCAUGUCUUCUUCAUGGAUUGUUGUGGCCUCAACACUAGAUAAUAUGUCAUUGCUGGAUAAGUUGGACCAACGUCUCCCUCAUCCUAUAUAUCCUAUUGUGAAUGAUUUAUUAUCAAUUGCAAGGAUAGCAAUUGGUUGCUUGAAUGAAAGCCCACGUUCUCGCCCUACCAUGAAGCAGGUUGUUAAGGAGCUUGUAUUGUCGAAGUAA